CGAAAAGGACACAAAGCGAAACCGUCACCCUCGUACGGUACAAGAAGAUYACCAACCUUUUGAUCAACACUCAACAACCGCAUGAACUCAUCGUCUUUCCGUAUCACGGUACAACCGUAUUAGAUAUUAGAUAGUUCAUCAUGGCGAGGCUCCCGACCACCAAACUGGCCGUACUGGCACUCCUCGGCUUUUGUGCUCUUGUGAUCGGCAGCAUCGUAUUGACCUUUCAAUUGCUGGUCAUCGAAGAGAAGAAACAGCGAGGCUUGCUUGGUCAACAAAAAAUUCUCAAGAGCAACGUCAAAAAUACGCACAGUCCCACCAGUAGAUCUGCUGAGGCAGCGGGACCUUCUCCGACAGAUUUCGAAAAGAGACUCAAAACGAGCAAAUACACCGUCAAACAAUCUCUACCGACGGGUGCCUUCGACAUUCGAUUGUGGAACAUCUUUCCAGCACCGGAAGGUGGAAACUACAAGACAAUUGGAGAGGCUUAUUGGCGGCAGGUUCAAGCCUUUCUAAGAAACUGGAAAGACGCUGCUGUGUAUCCUCCGGAUCCAUCCGAUUACCUUACCUACUCCACCGACUGGAUGGUUCGAAAAUCCUCUGAGUAUCGCGGGACGCAUUUUGGAAGCCAAAACAAAACCAGCGGCAACGAUGCCUAUCACUUUUACCCCCGGUUGGCCCUGGAAAGAGCAGCCGAAGCAGGACACCCAAUGGCACAGCACUACCUAGCAAAUGCACACUCGAGUGGAAUUUGGCCCGUUCCGGCAACGGGUGGAGGAGAAAAAUAUGAUUCUUCCCGCCAAGAGUCUCCCUUUGCUUCGCUAGUGAAAGAUUUACAUGUUUUCGAUGAAUGGCUUCCGACCUCGGGGGAACAUAUUCGACAAAUCGACAAGGCCUAUCUCUUGUGGCACAUGGCAGCCGUGGGAGGAAACAUCGAAUCGGCGAUGGCCUUGGCCUAUCGGCUCGACGAGACUGUUUCGAUGACCGAUCCAAGUACCAGCAACGGUGAUACAUGCGAAGAAUCGCUUCCGUAUUAUCAGGCAGCUGCCGAUGGCAUUAUCGACCAGCUGGAAGUGUCACUGCAUUCACGUGCGAAGGUGAUUCCCCCGAUGGACAAACACACGCUUGCACAAGUCCACAUGCAUGGAGGAACAUCCUCGCAAUUGGAUUGGAACAACAAACCAGAUGAAUCCGAAGAGGCCUUGCAAUUUUAUCAUCUCAAGGCUACUACAGUCCCGUGGUCUAUUAACAAGAAGUCUAGCUCUGAAGAUGAGAAAAAAGAUGAGAAAAGUAAGGUAAAAAAGAAAUCGGCAGCCGACGUCCAGGAGGAAGAAGGAAUCGAUAUACUAGCUGCAUUCACUCUAGCCCAUUUUUACCACCACGGGAUGAGAGGCGUGGAGCAAAAUCUGACAAAGAGUGUUCAAUACUAUGAAAUCGCUGCCAAGCAUGGGCAUUGGGAAUCCGCAGGACACGCUUGCAUCUUCCAUUUGUGGGGAAUCGGUGUGGAACAAAACGCAUACAGGGCGAUGAAAUUCUGUAAGAUCGGUGCGCCAUUUGGAUACGACGGAUGCUUGCAAAUGAACAAGAGAUCAAAAGAUGCAAAGAAUAGAGGAAUAACCGAUCCAGACAUCACAACGUGCGACGAAAAUGCUCUAAACGGGAUGGGGUUGUUGAAUCUGUUGGGAAUUCAAAACGUUCUUCAGGUAGAUUUACCACUGGCCGAAAAAUAUUUUACCCUCGCCAAAGAAACGGGGAGCGUUGAUGCCUACUACAAUCUAGCAAUGAUGUGGCUUGGGUGGAAGACGCAUUUUAAAACAGCGAAUGAAUUGAAAGAAGAUGGGUUUACAUCCGACCAACUGAGUGCGAAAACAGCUUUGCCUAUUGAGGGACAAACAAAAGAGUCGAGCGAAAAGUUUGUCUUAUACAAGGCCGAAGUCGGUGACAAUAUGUUCUACAAAGGCCCUAUACAAUCCGAUGUGCAAAAAGCCUUAAAGUUGCUUGAGGCUGCCGCCAAACUCGGUCACGUGCAGUCGAAACAUCGAUUGGGUUCAAUUUAUGCAAAAGGCCUCAACCACACGACCAGUCUCAUCCAGUUUAAUUUCGUUAAGAAAGACUGCAAACUUGCAAAACAGCACUUCAAAUGGAUAGUAAAAAAUGCGUCGUCGAGUCUGUCGAACCGUUUGAGAACGGCAUACAAGGAAUAUGUUGCAGGAAAUUUCGAGGUCUCUGUCCGCAAUUAUCUUGCUGCUGCAGAAGUAGGGUCUAUUUCUGGACAAGUGAAUGCUGCCUUUCUGAUGGAACGCGGAGUUUGCUUGGGUCUUGAUGCAGCGGACUGUGCAAAGGCGGCGGUUCGGCUGUGGAAGGUGGCUGCAGCAAGAGGAAAUGCUGAGGCUUGUCUUCGAGUCGGUGAUUUCUACUAUUAUGGACGACUGCACGGAGAAAGGCUACACAACGGACCCUUCGGAUGGAUCCAAUACUAUUUGUUCCCAGAAAAAUAUCUACCAAUAUUGCUCAAAGAAAGGAUCGCUGAGGUACUCAAUAUUGCACAAAAUUACGUUGUGGGCAAGGGUGAAUACAAUCGAGCUUUAAAGUCUUCGACUUCCUCGUCAGGGACAACGUGUGGAGCGAAUGGAGAAGGCUCUUGCCCUAACGACAACAAAUCCAACGAGGGAACUGACUCUUUCUCGAAGAAGGAUUUUUCUCAUGAAAUGGAGGAAGACCUUCACACCGCUGCCCACUACUACCAAAUCGCUGGGGAGAAGCACCAAAGUGCACGAGCAAAUUUCAACCUUGGGUUCAUGCACCAAUGGGGACUAGGACUAAAGCAAGAUUUUCCAAUGGCAAAAAGACAUUAUGACUUGGCGCUUAGCAAGAAUUUACGUGAGGCUGAAAUAGCAGUUCAGAUUGCUUUGAUGGCAAUGAAUGCCCAUGAAUUUGUAAUCCGGUGUAAGGUAUUCAUCGAGGACUGGUGGUACCAACGCGACACUGUGAACACGAAAAGUGACUCAACGUCAAACAUGAAAAGCGCMACAACACCAUCAGAUUCAGCUCCUGAUGCUCUGAAACCUACACGUGGCGUAGGACAUGCACCAGGUUCAUCUCCCAACAAGAAAAAGACCAGAGAAGAGAUAAUAGCGGCCCACAUUUUCAAUCGGUCGUCGUUGAUCAUCGUGAUCCUCUUCUUGCUCUUACUUCUUAUCCAAUUAUUAAUGUCUUUCGUUGGGCGCCCUCAAAGAUAACGAUGAUGAAAACGUAUAGAACAACGCCAAGUACUAAAGUUUGCAGAAACGUUUACGAGAAACCAAAAAGUCAAAUCAAAUAGGUUGAUAUUG
This is a messenger RNA of Pseudo-nitzschia multistriata, 3332 nucleotides long. The record is from the annotation of a GenBank genome assembly. NCBI's taxonomy places the organism in Eukaryota, Bacillariophyta, Bacillariophyceae, Bacillariales, Bacillariaceae.